UGUAGAUCACAGAUGCACUGUAAUAUCUGUGCAGUGUUAAAACUAGUUAUUUACCAUCAAGCAAGCACUGGAAAAAAAAUGGGCCAAGAAUAACCACAUACCUCAAGCUGCCACCUCCGUGAAAAAAUCUGUCUUCAUCACUUGGGCAAACGUGGGGAGUUGAGGGGUGUUGCCGCUCCCAUACAAAGUACAGAAUAGCUUGGGUUUAAGAAACAUACUUCAAGAUGUUUAGAGCCCCAUGCAGAAGUUCAAGUUCAUUUUCUCUAACGGACUUCAACAAGUGGAAAGCCAAAUCUUGUUUUACAGCCCAGGCCUCAGCAUGGUGUGGUAUGGCAUCUGUCUCUGGAACAGGGUUUCUGUCCAAAGUCAAAACAAGAAGCACUGGUGGGUUCAGACAGAAAGAUUCAUGUCAAAGGAGGUGGCAGUCAUUGUCCUAUCUGGCAUCUGAUGGUGCUACACAAUCCUUUCCUCCAUCUCCGGGGGCUGAAUUGCAAGCUACCUGGGGUGAAUGUAGCUGGCUGCAGAAUCCUCAUGAGCGUCUAGACACUCAGCUGGAUUGGAUGAGGACCAGAGAUGUACAACUAGGCCACAGCCUAACUACUGCACAGCUGCUUGAUAUGAGGGAUAAGGAGAACCUGAAGGCUGACACAGAGAUGUGUAAACUGAUAGAGGCUCUGAGAGCGGCUGAGACAAGAGCAAAAACACAAGAGGAAGAGCGACAACAGGCACUCCAACAACUCCAGACUUCAUCAGAGACACAGAACAAGUUGUUGAAUCAUAUAGAAGAGCUGAACCAGAGACUCAGUCACACUGCACAGAAUCACUCUGAAGUGCAAGAACAGCUGAGUGAAGCUAACAACAAGAUUAGCCAAGCAUGUCUGGAGAAAGCCAUCUUGUCAACUCAGGUGCUAAAGCUGGAGGGUAAUAUAAAAGAACUGAAGGCCAAACUAGCAGAGGCUUUGUGUGACAAAGAUGGCCUGAACCAGGAGAAAACAGGUCUGCGCUGGAGGGCCCAGAUUCCAGAAUUGCACCUGGAGAGGACCCAGCCAGGUUCACUGGUCUGUGAGCAUCAUGAUCAUCUGCUUAAUGCAGAGUCUCACAGCAACAAACAGGACCAGGAAACUGCAGUGAUGAAGGAAGAAUCAAAGGCUCUCAAAGAGAUUAUUCCCAUUGUGUCUUUACACCAGGUAAAUGAAAAGAUGACACAGCUUGAAAUGAUGAAGCAGAGGCUGGAAGUAUUACAGUCUCAGAUACAGGAGAUAACAGCAGAGAGGAUCAUCAGCUCCAAACCGAUCACAGAUCUGGAGACAAAACACUCUCAGAUGAUCAGAGAAAAAGAGGGACCGCUUAACAAAAUGAUUGAAAAUAGACAUGUGAUGAAGGAGAAGUGCUGUCAGCUCAGGGAUUGUAUGGAAGUUUUGCAGUUAGACAAACAGAAAGUACAGGAUCAGUGUUUGUGUUUGGAGGCUAAGGUUCUUGAGAAAGAGGAGAAGCUACACCUUCAGGUGGAAGAGUAUCAAAAACAAGACAAAAUUAGAGUCCAAAACAUUGAGGAACUAAAAGUUGUGGCCUCUCAUUUGACUGAGAAAUGGCAAAAGGUGGCUCUGAACCUGCAGUCCACACAAGAUGAGUUAGAGGAACUCAGGAAGAACAACUCCAUAAAUGAACUCCAAUUGGAAGUUGAACAUCUGGCAGCUGAAAUUAAAAAGCUUAAGAAAAUGGGCCAAAAAGACAAAGAACAAAUUGAUUAUCUGCUUCAACACAAAGCCAGUAUAGAGAAGCUGCUGAUGGAAAACAAGAAAGAGUCUGAAUCACUGCUGAGGGCUGAGCUUGAUGCAUGCCAACAAGAGCUGAAGUGGGAAAGAAGCAGAAGUCAAGCACUGCUUCACAGAUAUAAAGAUAAAGGCAGUGAAGCUGUGAGGAUUCAGGACAAAGAGACAGAAACAGACUUAUCUGAAUCCUCUUUGUUAUGGGAGCCAUCAUCAGACUGCCGCAGCAGCCAAAACAAAUCUACUCAGGUGUGUAUGGAAAGCAGUGAGGUUCAAAGGCUGAAGCACAAACUUGCAGAAAAAGAGAAAGAACUGAUGCAAAAGGAAGAAGCUAUGAUGAUUCUGAGAGAGAUGGAAAAAACUGAGGCUCAAAUUAGGAUUUCUGCUCCGGAGCUCAAGAUGUCUGCUAUGUGUGCAGGAGCCAGCGAACUGAAGGUUGAAAAUGAGAAUCAGCUCCAAGUCAUAAGGUUCAAGCAGCCAAUUCAGGACCUUCACACAACUACAGAAAAACUAUCAAAGUCUUCUAAUGUUGAAGGGCCAAACCCAUCUCACUGUUCAGAGGAGUUUAACCUGCAGCAGACACCUUGUUACCUCUUUCCUGAUGGAAUAUUCCUGGCUGAGCUUGUAGAUAUCUGCAGUCCUGAUGAAGAUGAAGAGGAGGGAGGAAACAAAUGAGGUGCAUUUUGAAGACUCAUUGUUUCUUGUUACAUAGAUGGGUUAUGAUAAUACACUAGCUAAACAUCAGCUGUGCAUGCUCCAUGUGAAAUCUUAUUCCCCACUGAGUUCAUGCAGUAGGUUACACGUGGUUCACUGGUCACAGCACAGAAGUGUCAGAGCUCUUUAGUUGUUCUGGUUGGACAGUGUGCUAGCGUGCCUGCUCUACCUGCAAGGCUGCACAUUUCCCGCCAGUGAGCUCGCCCUGCAUCUGCAGCUUCAGUUCCAAUGAGGACUCGACCAAGAACUUUGCCCUCAGAAAGGAUCUGGUUCUGUUGCACACAAAAGCAGAAUGAAAGUUGAUUUGUGCUUUUUUUCACAGGGUAGUUAAAAUAUAAAUAAUCUGUUUACUUAGCACAGGAUCAUGACAUGCAUUUUCUUCUGUGACUGUGAGCUCCCAAAGUAAUCUUUAUGAUUAUGAGCUUGAGCGCGAGGGGCAGCUGAUUGAUGUUUCCUGUAGGCGGGUCAAACAACAAAGAGGUAUUCCACAUGGUACAGGACUCUCCUCUAACUUCUUUGCUGAUGAUCACAGCUCCCCUCAUGAUUCAGGUUGAUCACCACCUGGUAAUCUGUACACAGGUACACAAACGUUAAUCAUGAAAACUAAGAUAAAAGUGGAAACUGGAAAGAAAUCAUUUUCUCUGUAUUUAUAAAUGUAAAAUUAGAAACAGUAAAAAUCAAGACAACACUAUAUUUACAUAUGACACACGUAACCUUAAAUAAUACUUACAUGUGCUUACAUACAACAAAGCCAAAAAUGUUCCUGUUAAUCCCUUCAACAACAUUUAUCAAAAGGUGGAAACUGAAAAAUCACACACGCAUGUUUACAUACACUCUUCAUUUUGAAAAACUGAAUUAAAUUUCAGAAAUAUUCAACAUAUUUCUACUGUGCCUACACAAGCUGUUUUCCUGUACAUACAGUAUUAGUGUAGGUGUGGUCGAAUACAAAGUCAGGCUUGAAAACAUAAAGUAAAUAAUUAUUUCUCUGUUUCUAUAUAUUGCAUUUAAAUCCUGUUUAUUCAAUGUUGUCCAAAUAUCUAUGAUAAAUAUUUUCAGACUAUAAUACAAGAUUGUCUUAUGUGACAUAUUGUAUGUAAAGCAGA
Messenger RNA from Monopterus albus (swamp eel), 3586 nucleotides. Its product is annotated as centrosome-associated protein CEP250. The transcript is spliced from 18 exons. The record is from RefSeq and is a predicted model, not a curated record. The coding region runs from base 225 to 2444 and encodes 739 amino acids. Lineage: Eukaryota; Metazoa; Chordata; Actinopteri; Synbranchiformes; Synbranchidae.